Molecule: messenger RNA, 402 nt
Organism: Lodderomyces orthopsilosis Co 90-125
Lineage: Eukaryota; Fungi; Ascomycota; Pichiomycetes; Serinales; Debaryomycetaceae
Gene: INO4
Product: Ino4p
Exons: 2
Coding region: 1-402 (133 amino acids)
Biological process (GO): regulation of transcription by RNA polymerase II
Molecular function (GO): DNA-binding transcription factor activity, RNA polymerase II-specific; RNA polymerase II cis-regulatory region sequence-specific DNA binding; protein dimerization activity
Source: RefSeq, a predicted model, not a curated record
AUGUCAUCAAGUAUAUCACCAAGAGAAGAUCCUAUAUCAAGCGAUACCGGAACUGAAAGCAAUGACAUAGGAAAUAACACAUCUACCACAAAGAAGAAGAAGAAAACAAAAUCGUCCAAUUUAUCUGACGAACAGAAAAAGGCACACCAUAUAGCCUCAGAACAAAAACGACGAGAAAACAUUCGUGCAGAAUUUGAUAAACUCGUAUCACUUACUCCCAAUCUAACUGAACUGGAAAAUAGAUCAGAAUUAAACAUCUUGACCAAAAGUGCAGACUAUAUUGAUCAAUUAAAAGAAGAAAAUGUUAAAUUAAUUCAAUUAUGCCGGGAUAAGGGGAUUGAAGUUCCAGAGGAAUUGAUUUAUAAAGGUCCACAAAAUGAUGGAAGUGAUAUUGCUAUAUAG